Molecule: messenger RNA, 1327 nt
Organism: Eurypyga helias (sunbittern)
Lineage: Eukaryota; Metazoa; Chordata; Aves; Eurypygiformes; Eurypygidae
Gene: MTDH
Product: metadherin
Exons: 11
Biological process (GO): positive regulation of canonical NF-kappaB signal transduction; regulation of transcription by RNA polymerase II; negative regulation of apoptotic process
Cellular component (GO): nucleus
Molecular function (GO): transcription coregulator activity
Source: RefSeq, a predicted model, not a curated record
CCUAAUGGACGGUCUUUCCUUGAUGUAUCUGAGGAUGAAGUAAUACAAACUGUCCGUAAAGACAAUAUGAAGCAGCCCGUAGACACAGAAAAGAAGAAUGAAAAGUCAAAGAAAAAAAAGAAAUCCAAGGGAGAUGCUAAAAUGGUUCAGGAUACAUCACGUCUAGAUGGAAAGGAAGUUGAUGAAGGCGCCUGGGAAACUAAAAUCAGUAACAGAGAGAAGCGACAACAGCGUAAACGAGACAAGGUGCUGACCAACGGUGGCUCAGGAGAAUCAAAUGUCCAAGGGGUGGAAAAUACGGUUAGUGUGUCCAUUGAACAACUGAUGCCUACACCAUCGCUUCCAGCUGGAAUCAGAAAAAAUAAAGGUGAUGCGCUUCUGAAUGCACAAGUUAGCAGCUCUAAACCUGCAAAGGGGGAAUCAUCAGUUCCACAAGUUUCUCCAGGAUUGACUGAAAGCCAUACAGUAAAUGGAGGAAACUGGAAUGAGAAGUCUGUAAAAAUGUCACAGAUCGGUGCAGGGGAGGAGAAAUGGACGUCUGUUCCCUCAACUGCAGCUGGGAAGAGGAAGACCGAGGCAUCAGCUUGGGGCCAGGAUUCUGGAGAUGCUAAUGGAAAUGGAAAGGACUGGGGUGUAACCCUGGUGGGCAGGCCCUGGAAAGAGCGUUCUUUGUUCACUCCUAUUGGCUCGAACAAUGAGUCAGUUCCUCAGGCUGGAGCUUCUGAUUUUCAGUGGGAUUUAAGUCGUGCUCAACCCUCUGUUGAUGACGAAUGGUCUGGGUUAAAUGGACUUUCUUCAACUGAUCCCAGCUCUGAUUGGAAUGCACCAGCAGAAGAGUGGGGAAACUGGGUAGAUGAAGAAAAAGUUGCUUCUGUUCCGCAGCCUGAAGAGAUACCUGUUGUUCAGAAGGCUUCAGAUAAUGAAAGAGAAAAAGCAGAGCCAAUUCUUCAGAGUUCUACAAGUGGCAAAUCAAAGAAAAAGAAGAAGAAAAAGAAGAAGCAGGGUGAAGAAGCUAACUCUCCUGCACAGGACACUGAAGAACUGGAUAGAGAAGCUGCAGAGGAAUUUCAGGAGGAUACCUCAAAAGUUCAACCGCAGCAGGAAAUAGGUUUUUCUCUGAAGACCAUAAGUACUAGUGAACCAGCUAAGGUAGGGAUGCAAAACAGUUUGCCCGAGGAGGCUCCUUCGCUUGCUGUUUCUCCUGAGCCAUCUGUAAUUGUAUCAGAGAGCGAUUCUGACAAGAUCGCUUCCCAAGUGCCACAGAUGCUGCAAGAGACAGAUGUUUCUAGUCCCAAUAUUAAGCAAAACAGUGUGCCUCCUCCCCAGA